AUGCCGCCCGCGACGGCGACCCCCUCGGUCUCCCUCCGGGAGCUGGCCGACCUCGCCAUCGGCACCCCGGAGGUGGGCGCCGUCAACUUCACGGCCCUGCACACGCUCCUUGUGGCCAUGCUCAAGAGCCUCAACCUGCAGGAUACGCGGAUCGACUUCCAGUCUCCGAUGCUCGACCAGAGUCGCUCCUUUGAGUCCGCGCGGGUGUCGACCAGCACCCCGCAGCUGCCUGGGCCCAAAGAGAGGCGAAGGAGCAGCGUGGCCAGGGCGCAGACGCUGGAGACCCAGGUGAAGGACCUGGGUGGCCAGGUCCAGGACCUCGGCCGGCAGCUCAAGACCAUGGGGAGCCAGGUGCAGGCCAUCGUGGCGCACGUGCAGCACUUCCCCACCCAGACUGGCGGGCUGGAAGACCGCGACUGGCUGGAAACGAAGGAUUUGGCCUUGCUGACGCAGGAGAAGGGGCAGACAGGGCCAACGAAAGGCAGGAGGGACAGCAAGCCGGUCUUCCAGGGCCCCGAGCUGCUCCAGGACCUCAUGGAAGACAUGAAGAUUUUGAAGGAAGCCCAUCAAAAGAAGGAGCAGCCUGAGUUGCAGCCCGAGAAACUCCUUCAACGAAUUGAAGAACUGGAGAGGAUAAUUAGAGAAAGGGGCGAAUUCCUGGAAUUAUUAAACCGGAAGCUGAGUGGGAUGCCGUCUGCAGAAGAGGCCACCAUGGUCACCUGGGAAGAGCUGGAGCAGGCGAUUACUGAUGGCUGGAAGGGCUCACAAACGAUCUCAGAGUCAUCAACAGGACUUCAGCGGCGCAAAAGACAGGGUUCCAUAACAUCAAAUGACCUCACUGCAAGUGGAGUCUCCACCGCGCAUCCAAGUGUUGACCAGGCUAUAGACUCUGCUGGUUUUAUCACAGACAAGACAUUUUCAGGAACCAGCGGCAUAGGAUACCCCUUUGAUGGGCCUCCUGGCAGGGAACGAAGCAGAGUUUCCUCUGCUACUGGGUUUCCGGGUAGAGAACAGCACUCAAGAGCCCGUGAUGAAGCUGGCCUGGCCAGACCCCAUCCGCCAUCUAUGUCCCAGUUGAGGGCAGAGUCAGACCGCCGCCGGUCUAGAGAGCAGCACAACUUAGGUCAUCUACGCAGAGAUGAACGGGAUGCACACCUUGGCCCAGUGUUUCAGGAUGUGUCCUUGCCCAGAGAUCGACACCCUCAGGUGUCCCCAGAUCAGCACAGGGGAGUGUUCACUAGCCCAGGCCACCUCUAUGCAAGGCCCGAUCAAUAUGGACUUGGAUCAUUUGACUCGGAUCAGUUUGAAUUGCUGUAUCCCAGCACUUCUGGGCCUGGCAUGGUACCCUUCAGUGUGGACCAGGUUGGAGUGAUGCUGCCUGGGAUGGAUGAGCAGGAACUGGUACUUGCUGGCCUGGCUCAGGGUGCUGCGGUGCCACCAUUGGCACCUGGCAGAGAUCAGCCAGGGUCCGAACAGCCUAGUACAGAUCAGCCUGGUAUGGUUCCACUUAGCACAUAUCAGCUUCCUGGAAUGGAUGAGAGUGGUAUGGGACCACUUGGCACAUAUCAGUCUGGACUGGUACCUCUUGGUGUAGAUCAGCAUGGAUUUGUAAUAUAUCCCAUGGAUCAGCAAGUUUUUGUACAGCCCAGUUUGGGAACAUCUGGCUUCAUACAACCUGGCAUAGAGCAGCAUGAGAUGAUCCAGCCCGGCGCAGGUCAGGCUGGUGUGGUCCAGCCCGGCGCGGGUCAGCCUGGUGUGGUGCAGCCCGGCGCGGGUCAGCCUGGUGUGGUGCAGCCCGGCGCGGGUCAGCCUGGUGUGGGGCAGCCCGGCGCGGGUCAGCCUGGUGUGGGGCAGCCCGGCGCGGGUCAGCCUGGUGUGGGGCAGCCCGGCGCGGGUCAGCCUGGUGUGGUCCAGCCCGGCGCGGGUCAGCCUGGAGUGGUCCAGCCCGGCGCGGGUCAGCCUGGUGUGGUCCAGCCCGGCGCGGGUCAGCCUGGUGUGGUGCAGCCCGGCGCGGGUCAGCCUGGUGUGGGGCAGCCCGGCGCGGGUCAGCCUGGUGUGGUCCAGCCCGGCGCGGGUCAGCCUGGUGUGGUCCAGCCCGGCGCGGGUCAGCCUGGUGUGGUGCAGCCCGGCGCGGGUCAGCCUGGUGUGGUGCAGCCCGGCGCGGGUCAGGCUGGAGUGGUCCAGCCCGGCGCGGGUCAGGCUGGUGUGGUCCAGCCCGGCGCGGGUCAGCCUCGAGGUUUAGUGCCACCUAGAAUGUAUCAGCGAGGUUUGGUGCAGCCUGGUGCGGGUCAGCCUGGUAUGGUGCAACCUGAUAUAGGUCAGCCUGAUUUGGUGCAGUCUGGUGCAGGCCAAGCUGGUGUGAUCCAAGCUGGUGCAGGCCAAGCUGGUGUGAUCGAACCUGGUGCAGGCCAGGCUGGUGUGAUCCAGCCCGGUGCAGGCCAGGUUGGUGUGAUCCAGCCCGGUGCAGGCCAGGUUGGUGUGAUCCAGCCUGAUGCAGGUCAGGUUGGUGUGAUCCAGCCUGAUGCAGGUCAGCCUGGUGUGGUGCAGCCUGGUGCAGGUCAAGCUGGUGUGAUCCAAGCCGGUGUAGGCCAAGCUGGUGUGAUCCAGCCCGGUGCAGGUCAGGUUGGUGUGAUCCAGCCCGGUGCAGGCCAGGCUGGUGUGAUCCAGCCCGGUGCAGGCCAGGCUGGUGUGAUCCAGCCUGGUGCAGGCCAGGCUGGUGUGGUGCAGCCUGGUGCAGGCCAGCCUGGGUUGGUGCAACCUCAAGUGGAUCAGUAUGGUUUAGUACAGUCUGAUAGAGGUCGACAUGGCUUUUUCCAACCUAAUAUAUCUAUGCCUGGCUUGGUCCCACCUGGGGUAUAUCCUCCUGGUCUGGUCCAGACUGGUGCCUAUCCACGUGGCUUCGUGCAGCCUGGUGCUGAUCAGCAGGGUUUGGUUCAGCCUGUAAUAGAUCCGCGUUGGGGGAGGCAGCCUGGCACAGGUCGAAGCAUAAUACCGCCAGGCACAGAGCUUCUCGGGUUUCCAACACACCGUGCCGAUUCUCGAAGUUUGACAUCACCACGCCCAUACCAGCAAGGUGUGGCACCUCCUGGCAGGGAUCAGUAUGGUCGGGUGUCAUCACUCCUAGCCAGUCAAGGUCUGACGCCAUCAGGUAUAGACCGAGAAGUUUUGUUACGAGAAAUGUAUCGACAAGGUUUGCUGCAGCGUGGCCCAGCACCAUUAAGCACAGCUGUAGGAUCUGCACCCCAGGAUCAACAGCAUUUGGAAACACCUGAACCAGAGCAGCGUGACCAGGCUGUUCCCAACUCUAUCGCAGACUCCCAGGGCCUAAUGUAUGGUGGCCCAGGGUAUCAAGGUGUAGAUCAGCAAGUCCAGGUAGGUGUGGGUCCAAAAGAACUAUAUAACUUACGCCAACCCGGAGUUUCUGUUCAGACUUCCCCAAGCCAAGAGGCCCUCUUUCCCAGGAGCACACACUCCCUUGACUAUCUGAACCGAGGCUCAUCCGAAAGGAGUGAUACUCAGAGUGAGAGACAUGAAUCACUGGAUAAAUUGACUCCUAGCUUCCCCAUAGCAGUGGAAACAUUUCGUAUGAUGGGAGAGAUUAUCGCCCUCUACACGGAGCUUAAGGAGAACAUAAAGGACCUGGAUGAGGAACAGGCUGGCCAAACGGACUUGGAGAAGAUCCAGUAUCUGCUGGCACUGAUGGUCAAGAAGUCCAUACCCCCUGACCUGCAGGAACAGCUGAAGACCUUAAAGGCCUUGACCAAAGAAAUUCGACAAGAAAAAGCAAAAAUGGAGAAGAUGAGCAAGAUCCUGGAGGGUCAUGGGGAGAAAGAAAUAGGAAAGGAGGAGAAAGGUAGCCCGCUGAACCUGCAGCUGGGUAUCCUCAGAGUCACCAUGGCCGACAUCGAGAAGGAGCUGGGCGAGCUGAGGGAGAGGCAGGAGAAGGGCAAGGUCAGCAUGGAACAGUCAGUCUCCGAAGCCUCCGUUUACCUGCAGGAUCAGUUAGACAAGCUCAGGACGAUCAUUGAGAACAUGCUGGCCUCGUCCUCCACGCUGCUGUCCAUGAGCUUGAACAUGACCCCGCACAAGACCCUGACCACCCUGGCCCCCAGCCAGAUCGACCCCGCGGCCACCUGCCCGGCCUGCAGCCUGGACCUGAGCCACCAGGUCAGCAUGCUGGUGCAGCGCUACGAGCAGCUCCAGAACAUGGUCAACAACCUGGCUGCCUCCCGGCCCUCCAGGAAGGCCAAACUGCAGAGCCAGGAUGAAGAGCUGCUGGGCCACGUCCAGAGCGCCAUCCUGCAGGUGCAGGGCGACUGCGAGAAACUCAACAUCACUACCAGCAACCUCAUCGAAGACCACCGGCAGAAGCAGAAGGACAUUGACGUGUUGUACCAGGGUCUGGAGAAGCUGGAGAGGGAGAAGGCCAACAGGGAACACCUGGAGAUGGAAAUUGACGUGAAAGCCGACAAGAGUGCCCUGGCAGCCAAAGUGAGCCGCGUCCAGUUUGACGCCACCACGGAGCAGCUGAACCACAUGAUGCAGGAGCUGGUGGCCAAGAUGACGGGGCAGGAGCAGGACUGGCAGAAGAUGCUGGACAAGCUCCUGGUGGAGAUGGACAACAAGCUGGACCGCCUGGAGCUGGACCCGGUGAAGCAGUCACUGGAGGAUCGGUGGAAAUCCUUGCGACAGCAGCUCAAAGAGCGCUCUCCACUCUACCAGGCGGACGAGGCAGCUGCCAUGCGGAGGCAGCUCUUGGCACACUUCCACUGCCUCUCAUGUGACCGUCCCCUGGAGACACCUGUGACUGGACAAGUCAUCCCCGUGACUCCCGUGGGCCCCUGCCUGCCCGGGCACCGCUCCGUCCGCCCCUACACGGUCUUUGAACUGGAGCAGGUUCGGCAGCAGAGCCGCAACCUGAAGCUGGGCAGCAGCGGCUUCCCGCGGGGGGACCUGGGGCCGGUGGAGCGGAGCGUGGGGCGCCUGCGUACCAUGCACUCCAAGAUGCUCCUGGACAUCGAGAAGGUGCAGAUCCACUUCGGGGGCUCCGUCAAGGCCAGCAGCCAGAUGAUCCACGAGCUGCUGCAGGCCCAGUGCCUCAGCUCCCCCUGCUAUAGACGGCUGCCAGACAUGGCUGAUUACAGCUACUCCUCGGCGACCCGGCCCUGCGGGGGCAGCCACACCCUCACCUACCCCUACCGGCGAAUCCGCCUGCAGCACCUUUCCCAGGGCAUGUACCCCACCGAGGAGAUCCAGAUCGCCAUGAAGCACGACGAGGUGGACAUCUUGGGCCUGGACGGACAUAUUUACAAGGGCCGGAUGGAAACACGGCUGCCAGACCUCCUGAACAAAGACAAUGCGGGGAUGAAGAACAAGACCAAGCAGCCCCGGCCCCACGGGCAUCGGCAGCAGUCCCUCAGCGACGGCGGCCAGCUGCCCUCGCGGCCUCAGAGUGCCCAGACGCUGGCUGCCAACGACUCAGCUCCUUCCCGUCAUCGCAAAGACAGACCUGUCUCCACCGAGGGCCGCCUCUCCCAGCCGAACCCAGCCCACCUGCCCGGCGAGACGGCGAACCUGCCAGGGGGGCUGGACGUGCACAGGGAUAUGCCCCCUGGGGAGGGGCUCGAGGAGCCCACCCGGGGGCCACGGUCCACCUCCGCUCACUGACCAGGGCUAUAAAUAAAC
Messenger RNA from Cervus elaphus (red deer), 5685 nucleotides. It is a transcript of the gene QRICH2, whose product is annotated as glutamine rich 2. The record is from RefSeq and is a predicted model, not a curated record. Bases 1 to 5667 code for a protein of 1888 amino acids. Lineage: Eukaryota; Metazoa; Chordata; Mammalia; Artiodactyla; Cervidae. The transcript has 21 exons.